This is a messenger RNA of Theobroma umbraticum, 663 nucleotides long. RefSeq lists its product as uncharacterized. The record is from RefSeq and is a predicted model, not a curated record. Lineage: Eukaryota; Viridiplantae; Streptophyta; Magnoliopsida; Malvales; Malvaceae.
UCGACGAUAAAAACCAAACUUUAGGAAUCAGGCUAACCAUUUCUUAUCUUCCUAACUUCUCAUCAAAUACCCAAUCCCUUUCUUCUUCUCUUAACGAAAUUCUUCAUCUCCUCCUUCAAGAAAUAUUCCUGAUCCGCUCCAACAGAAAACCCCUCCCAUACUUUCUCCAGGAAGAAGGAAGGAAAAGCAAUGGAAGGAAACAACUCCUCUUAUGGUACAUCAUGGGCCGAUCAGUGGGACUACAGCGACCCAACCCCUGUCAGCACCACUCAGAACAAAAACAAGAAGAGCAGCACCGCAAAGUACAAGCAGAAGGUAGGAGAAGGGCUUGGGAAGACCAAAGCGGUGGCUUCGACUGGGGUGAAGAAGGUCAAAGAAGGAACCUCUUUGGGAAUUCAUUGGAUCAAAGAAAAGUACCACAAGACCACCCAGAAACACUAGGAAUAGGAUUUUCUCCUGCACCCCGGCGUAACAUGUUAUACUUAACUUGGACUUUAAGCUUUGGUUAAUCUCGUUGGGUUUCUAUACUAUCUUUUGUUAUUGUCUUCAUAUUUUACUCAUGAUAUGGCUCAUUUGUUUAGUGCUUUGUUUUUUAUGUAAAUUUUUAUGUGAAUAAGUGAAUAUAAAGGCCGCAUGGGCUGUUGUAAUAUUUGAGAUCUGAAA